Messenger RNA from Rhizopus microsporus ATCC 52813, 1285 nucleotides. RefSeq lists its product as uncharacterized. Gene Ontology annotation, biological process: negative regulation of fatty acid biosynthetic process; positive regulation of transcription by RNA polymerase II; double-strand break repair via homologous recombination. Lineage: Eukaryota; Fungi; Mucoromycota; Mucoromycetes; Mucorales; Rhizopodaceae. Gene Ontology annotation, molecular function: ubiquitin-protein transferase activity. Bases 19 to 969 code for a protein of 316 amino acids. The record is from RefSeq and is a predicted model, not a curated record. Gene Ontology annotation, cellular component: plasma membrane; BRCA1-A complex; BRCA1-BARD1 complex. The transcript has 8 exons.
UGUUCCAAUAAAGUGUACAUGACUACAACAACAAACAGUGUAUUGAAUGCAAUGCAAAGAGAGCUUGAGUGCUCAGUUUGCAUGUCUCUCAUGAAGCAACCUAUGUCUAUAUCAUGUGCUCAUAUGUUUUGUAAACAAUGCAUAGAAACUAAAAUGCAGCAAAAAGCGACAUGUCCACUUUGCAAUCACCUUAUAAAACAUCUUCAUCCAAUGCCCAAUAUACAAAUUAUAAUCGAUGAGUUUAUGAAAUUAAAGCAAGAAUAUCAAGUAGACGAUCCUUUUAUAGAUCCAGCCUCAUUAUCAACAGAAGAAGACAAAACAUUAGUCACAUCCUUGGAUAUUAAAAAAGCUCAAGCUAGGGCUGCUCUACAAGCACAAGAAAACUCUCUGCCAAUACAAGAGAAAGAAUGUAGGAUAUUGAAAAAGGGGCAUAAGCUAGAGUUGAAUAUCCCGAACAUGACCUUUGUAGACAAAAUGAACACAGAAGUAACUCAUAUCGUAUUACCAGCAGACAAGCAUAACAUUGUGGAUCGCAGUCUAACUUAUUAUCUGGGUAUCUUGUAUGGUUGUUUUAUCGUCAAUGAACAAUGGUUAGAGAACUGUAUAAAGAGAGGUCAUAUUAUUCCAGAAAGUAGGUAUGAAAUUAGUGGGGAUCGAGAUAUGGGACGAACAGGUGCUCCUGAAAAGGCCAGAAAGAAUAAAGAAGCCAAGAAACCAAACCUGUUUAGAGGCCUCAAAGUGUGUAUAAUAGAUGACGAUCUACAGAGACAAGUGGAAAAAUGCGUUUUAGCAGGCGGAGGUAUUGUUGAAGACUCAUGCCAGGACGUGAUUGUUUGUAGCGAUGAUCCUGAAUCCAAAAGACAGGAAUUAAAGGAUCUGUUUACACAUCGAACUUUAUUAUUGAAAAGUUGGAUAUUUGAUUCUAUUUGUAAUUUUGAGCUGCUAAAAAAAGACGACUAUUACUUAUAAAAAAUAAACAUGAUGCAACCUUAAAAAAGCGACACACUCAGCACCACAGUGAUGAUGUAUACCCAAGGACCAAACUUACUUCAAUCUACAGCAGCCUGCAAUCCAUCCGUGAGGCUUUUUUUUUUGUUUGUUGUUGUUCACGAAAUUGAACACAAGAAAUUGUCACGCCAUCAAGCCUCCAAACGCACUGUUCAGUUGGUGGAUGAUGGUGCAGACAGUCCUAUGAAUAAAACCAUCCUCUCGGUUCGAAAUUUGUAAGCUUAGAGAAUUUGUGAAAGAAAGGCGCACGAGAUAUCAUUUGACCAACAUUACAUGC